AUGGCGACUCCUGCAUGGAGUCAUGCCAGGGGUCAAUGGGUAGUAGCCAUGUUGGCUUUACUCGUUGGCUCGGCAAUAGCUACCGAACCUUACUAUUAUAGCUCUCCUCCACCACCUUAUGAGUAUAAAUCUCCACCGCCUCCGGUUAAGUCUCCUCCACCUCCUUAUGAAUACAAAUCUCCUCCCCCUCCGGUGAAAUCCCCUCCUCCUCCUUAUGUAUACCAUUCUCCUCCACCUCCCGUUAAGUCUCCUCCACCACCUUAUUACUACCACUCUCCACCACCACCCGUGAAGUCUCCUCCCCCUCCUUAUGUAUACAACUCUCCUCCUCCACCAGUGAAGUCUCCUCCACCACCGUAUUACUAUCACUCUCCUCCUCCACCAGUGAAGUCUCCACCACCACCGUAUUAUUACCACUCUCCACCACCUCCGGUGAAAUCUCCUCCUCCUCCUUACUAUUAUCAUUCUCCACCUCCUCCAGUGAAAUCUCCUCCACCACCAUACUACUAUCACUCACCACCUCCUCCAGUGAAGUCUCCUCCACCACCAUAUUAUUACCAUUCUCCACCACCACCGGUUAAAUCUCCACCACCACCUUACUACUAUCAUUCACCACCUCCUCCGGUGAAGUCUCCUCCACCACCAUACUACUAUCACUCUCCUCCUCCUCCGGUCAAAUCUCCACCUCCACCUUACUACUACCAUUCUCCUCCUCCUCCGGUCAAGUCCCCUCCACCACCAUACUACUACCACUCCCCUCCUCCCCCGGUGAAGUCUCCACCACCACCAUACUACUACCACUCUCCUCCUCCCCCGGUGAAGUCUCCACCACCACCGUACUACUACCACUCUCCUCCUCCUCCAGUCAAGUCUCCACCACCACCGUACUACUACCACUCUCCUCCUCCUCCGGUCAAAUCCCCACCACCACCGUACUACUACCACUCUCCUCCUCCUCCGGUCAAAUCUCCACCACCACCUUACUACUACCACUCACCACCUCCUCCAGUGAAAUCACCACCCCCACCUUACUAUUACUCAUCCCCACCACCACCGGUUAAGUCUCCUCCACCUCCAUACUACUACCACUCACCACCUCCACCAGUGAAAUCACCACCCCCACCUUACUAUUACUCAUCCCCACCACCACCAAAGUCUUACCCUCCACCAUACUACUACUCAUCUCCACCACCACCACCAAAGUCGUACUCGCCACCGUACUACUACUCAUCGCCACCACCUCCGGUGUCAUACCCUCAUCCUCACCCACAGCCACAUCCACUUGUCUUCAAAGUUGUUGGUAAAGUGUAUUGUUACAGAUGUUACGACUGGACUUACCCCAAAAAGUCCCACGAUAAGAAGCAUCUCAAAGGUGCUGUUGUGGAAGUGACUUGUAAGGCCGGUGACAAGACAGUGAAGGCAUAUGGAAAGACCAAAAUCAACGGUAAAUACGCAAUCACCGUUAAGGGAUACAACUACCUUAAAUACGGGGGGGAAGUCUGCACGGCCAAGCUCCACGCGCCGCCUAAGGGAUCACCGUGUAACAUUCCUACAAGUUACCAUUUGGGUAACAAAGGUGCUAAACUCCAUGUGAAAUCAAAGACAAAGUACGAGGUUGUGCUUUAUGCUAAGUCCUUUGCUUAUGCACCUAAGAAACCUUACGGAGAAUGCCACAAGCCGGCUCCUUACCAUCCUCCUUACUACUACAAGUCUCCACCACCACCUUCUCCGGUUUACUACUACAAGUCUCCUCCACCACCAACCCCAACAUACGUAUACAAAUCGCCUCCUCCUCCAACCCCAACAUAUGUCUACAAAUCGCCUCCUCCUCCAACCCCAACAUACGUAUACAAAUCGCCUCCUCCUCCAACCCCAACAUAUGUCUACAAGUCACCACCACCGCCUACUCCAACGUAUGUUUAUAAGUCUCCACCUCCACCGACCCCUACUUAUGUCUACAAGUCGCCUCCACCACCAACUCCAACCUAUGUUUACAAAUCACCGCCUCCUCCUACUCCAACAUAUGUUUAUAAGUCUCCACCUCCACCGACCCCUACGUAUGUCUACAAAUCGCCUCCUCCUCCAACCCCAACAUACGUAUACAAAUCGCCUCCUCCUCCAACCCCAACAUAUGUCUACAAGUCACCACCACCGCCUACUCCAACGUAUGUUUAUAAGUCUCCACCUCCACCGACCCCUACUUAUGUCUACAAGUCGCCUCCACCACCAACUCCUACCUAUGUUUACAAAUCACCGCCUCCUCCUACUCCGGCCUACGUCUACAAAUCGCCUCCCCCGCCAACACACACUCCUACACCAUACUACUACCAUUCUCCACCACCACCAGUUAAAUCUCCUCCACCUCCAUAUUAUUACCAUUCACCACCCCCUCCGGUGAAAUCUCCUCCUCCUCCUUACUACUACCACUCCCCACCUCCUCCAGUGAAGUCUCCUCCUCCUCCUUACUACUACCACUCCCCACCUCCUCCGGUGAAGUCUCCUCCUCCUCCAUACUACUACCACUCUCCACCUCCUCCAGUGAAGUCUCCUCCUCCUCCUUACUACUACCACUCACCACCUCCACCCGUCAAAUCUCCUCCUCCACCAUACUACUACAAGUCCCCACCUCCUCCAGUGAAGUCUCCUCCUCCACCUUACUACUACCACUCACCACCCCCACCGGUCAAAUCUCCUCCACCACCUUACUACUACCACUCACCACCCCCACCGGUCAAAUCUCCUCCACCACCUUACUACUACCACUCACCACCCCCACCAGUCAAAUCUCCUCCACCACCCUAUUACUACCACUCACCACCUCCACCGGUGAAAUCGCCACCACCCCCAUACUAUUACCAUUCACCACCCCCACCGGUCAAAUCUCCUCCACCACCAUACUAUUACCAUUCACCACCUCCUCCAGUCAAAUCUCCUCCUCCGCCAUAUUACUACCAUUCACCACCUCCUCCGGUGAAGUCUCCACCACCACCAUACCAUUACACCUCUCCUCCUCCUCCAGUAAAAUCUCCACCACCACCAUACCAUUACACCUCUCCUCCUCCUCCGGUGAAGUCUCCACCACCACCAUACCAUUACACCUCUCCACCUCCUCCGGUGAAGUCUCCACCACCACCAUACCAUUACACCUCUCCUCCUCCUCCGGUAAAAUCUCCACCACCACCAUACCAUUACACCUCUCCUCCUCCUCCGGUGAAGUCUCCACCACCACCAUACCAUUACACCUCUCCUCCUCCUCCGGUAAAAUCUCCACCACCACCAUACCAUUACACCUCUCCUCCUCCUCCUGUGAAGUCUCCACCACCACCAUACCAUUACAACUCUCCACCACCACCAGUAAAAUCUCCUCCACCUCCAGUGUACAUCUACGCCUCUCCUCCACCUCCCACCCAUUACUAAGCUCAUCAAAUUCAACCAAAUUUCCCCAUUAUUCAAGUUUUCUUUUUAAAAAUGAAAUAAAGGAAGGGUCAAAGUCAAAGAGAAGAAGUGAAUCAAAUAAGGAUCGUCCCGUGGAAACAAGAAACAAUACAUCUAUAACAACGGUCCACAUCGCUUCCUCUUCGUCAAUGUCGCUCAUCUUCCACUUGUGCAUCAUCAUCUUUGCGUCUUCAUCAAGUCAAACGGUUUCCAAGACCCCUUUAGAUCGUAUCAGUCUCUUUUCGUUCCCUUUUGUUGUUAAGUGAAAGAAAUGGGUUUCGUUAUUUAUUGGUUGUGUGCAUACAUUCUAUAUAUAUAUAUAUGUAUUUUUCUUUAAUGUAAUGAGAGUUGUUAGCAAAUAAAAAAACGUUCAGUUUCUUCUUUCUUAAGAUAGUUCGAUUCAGUUA
Eruca vesicaria subsp. sativa (arugula) is the source of this 3842-nucleotide messenger RNA. NCBI's taxonomy places the organism in Eukaryota, Viridiplantae, Streptophyta, Magnoliopsida, Brassicales, Brassicaceae. The record is from the annotation of a GenBank genome assembly.